Molecule: messenger RNA, 2798 nt
Organism: Ceraceosorus guamensis
Lineage: Eukaryota; Fungi; Basidiomycota; Exobasidiomycetes; Ceraceosorales; Ceraceosoraceae
Product: TLD-domain-containing protein
Exons: 2
Coding region: 234-2558 (774 amino acids)
Biological process (GO): response to oxidative stress
Cellular component (GO): nucleus
Source: RefSeq, a predicted model, not a curated record
UGGCACUCACGACUGCGUGAUGAUGAUGCAGAGCUUCAAGUUGGUUGCAUGCAGACUCUUGAUUGAACGGCUCAGCGUCACCAUUGACUUGCGGUCACGACUGUGAGUCUCGGACGUGUUACUUCCCAUUCUUCCACGAUUGUCGACUACGGCAGCGGUCAGCUCUUGCUUCCAAUCUUCGAAGCUGGACCUUCGAAUCUUCGUUUGAGACAAGACAGAAGUCCAGCUCGACCAUGUCGUCCUCGCGAGCCAGCGGCUCGAGCCCGACCAGAGCCGGAGCGCAAGCGCAAGCGCAGCCUUCCUUGAUCACCUUCGAAGCUGACGCUCUCGACAAAGAGGAAGAUGGAGACUUUGGAGCGUUUGUCGAUCCUACAGAGGAAGCGAGCUUUUCUCCGUCCAAGGCUCAGCACGCUGUGUGGAGCACAAGUCAGGUUGCGGGAAACGCUGCAGCCAGCUCUUCUCGGACGAGCACCAGUACGAGUCCAAUUCAUCGCGCAAAAGUAGCAUCUGUCCAUCAACCACCAUCAACACCACCAUCAUCAUCAGCAGCAGCAGAGGAGGAGGAAUGGGCCGACGCUUCAUAUGUGGACAAAUUCUCCAGCCCUACGCAGCCUCGUGCGUCUGAUCUGCCAGACUGGGACGAUCCUGGCUGGAGUGCGGCUCACGAAACUCGCAAGGCUGGCCAGAGCUCGAACCAUCAGCCUAGCCCCUCGCGUAAUGCUCACGGUCUAUCGAGCAACUCGGCAGAUGACGAGUUCUUUGCAGCAUUCGAAAGAGCGGCGCUGGAUGCGCAUGCUCAAGCCAGCGCAAGGAUUAGUCCUCCCAUAAUAGAUCUUCGCCCUACGGAGCGCAAGUUGGAAGAAGCUCGCAAGAAACGGGCACCGUCAUCCGCGACGACAAUGACGAACAAUGCAGAGGAGGAUUUCUUCGCCAUGUUUGAAAGAGCGCCGCAAGAGACGUUGAGAAGGAAGAGAGAGACAGGACCUGGGCUCUUGGGUGAUGAUCUAGAAAACAUGCAUGACGCGAGAUCGAGCCCUCUGGAAAUCAGAUCCAGCGCAUCCGGCACCGCUCCGCACGCAAGUAGCAGUCGAGACUACUUUGGUGCUGUGGCCGACUCGAACGGGGGCGAAGGUCAAGCUCGCGGAGGAGGAGCGAGGGGUGAAAAGGAACCUGAUCACACGUCUGAACAGGUAUCUACGCCUUCUUCUUUGGGCUGGACAGGAAGCUUGAGGAAGACGUGGGGCUCGAUCAGAGGCUUCCCAGCAGGACUGGCUGAACAUCUUCCCGCUGCUUCUGACUUCAUCGUCCCCGCCACAGAAGGGUUCUCAGACGACGGUGAUGAGAUUGGCCACGAAGGGCAGGCUAAACCCGCUUGGUCGGCUAAACAACCGCAGCAAGCAAACGCUGGCCGAACUCCGUCCAUGGAUCAAUCGAAGCGAGGGCAUUCACCGCUACCUGCUCAGUGGACUGAUCGAGCGACUUUCAACAGUAGCCCGAGCCAGAGCCGGAAUCACAGCGCUGCUUCGCUGCAAGUCAAUGUGCCGGGUCCUAGCCGCAAGUCUAGCUCUGCGUCUCGCUCAUAUUCCACAUCAUCGACCAGUCUUGCGCCAGCGCCCGCCCCUGCCAUUCCAAUUUCUGGAGCACCGGGUUUUGACGCAAAUUCGACGAAGCGCUGGAACACAGGCUCCUGGUCUCUUUCAGCAGCGGGUGAAGCGGAAAGAAGUCGUCGACCCAUCGAAGUGAAGCUGAAUGGACGGUCAGAUGACAUCGAGGGAGUCAUAACAAAUUGGCACGCCUCGCGAAUCCAGGCUUCUUUGCCUGCCCGAUCGAGGUUGGGAAAGAGCUGGAAACUGCUCUACUCUUUGGAUCAACAUGGUAUCAGUCUUGGGACGCUGUACGGCAAUGUGGAGAAGGGACUGGACCCGAAGAGGAGUAAACCUCUCGGGGGGGAGGACAGGACAGAAGAGCAUGCGGAAGGCUGGAUGAGGGGCGCGAGUGGAGCUGCCAUGGCCGCUGCUACUGGCCAUUCCAUCUCGCCUUCCAAUGCUAGUAGGAAUGGCAAGGUGAAAGCUGUGGGUGCAGGUCUACAGCUUCAAGAUGCUGGAAUCGUUGUGGCGGUUCAGGACGGAGAUGAUAACGUCUUUGGUGCCUAUGUGAACGAGCGACUGAGGCCUCAAGCGGGCUACUAUGGCAGCGGUGAAUGCUUUCUCUGGAGAACGUGUCGAGCACCAACUGACGAGGGUGUGGAUCUGACAGACGGAGCUGCAACAUCCGCCAGCGCUUCGCUCAAGGUGCAAACCUAUCCGUGGUCGGGAGCCAACGAUUACAUGGUGUUGACUCAGCCAGAAUAUUUAUCCUUUGGAGGUGGAGAAGGAAGGUAUGGGCUUUGGAUAGAUGGCAAGUUGGAGAAGGGCAUCAGCUCUAGGUGCCCGGCUUUUGACAACGAUCCGCUUUGCGACGAUGCGCCACCUGCUGCUCCCUCGGCUCGACGGAACAGCACGACCGAACACCGCUUCGAUUGUGUGGGUUUGGAAGUUUGGGCCGUAGGAAUCGAUUAGACUUAUUGCCCGAACGCGCGGAAUGGGAUGAUGGAGCAAAUUCGAGGCUUUCCUUGAUGUAGCCCUACCUCGACCUUGCGCGCCACGUAUUCCUCUUUUAACCAUUCACCUCGCCCCCUUGUGCUGAGUCUUCAUCACACCUCGUACCUUUAUCCGAUCUACACAUCUAGACGCAUGAGCAGUUGAUAGAUUUAACAUCCCACUCGAGGCUAGAAGAGGACAUUCGUGAUGGAAGGCUAC